Molecule: messenger RNA, 2834 nt
Organism: Passer domesticus (house sparrow)
Lineage: Eukaryota; Metazoa; Chordata; Aves; Passeriformes; Passeridae
Gene: ASMTL
Product: acetylserotonin O-methyltransferase like
Exons: 13
Coding region: 73-1971 (632 amino acids)
Molecular function (GO): nucleoside triphosphate diphosphatase activity; O-methyltransferase activity
Source: RefSeq, a predicted model, not a curated record
AGGCCGCCGCCGCCGCCGCAUCCCCGCCCCCGAGCAGCGCGGAGCAGAGGCUGAGGGCGGCCGGCCGCCGCCAUGGUGUUGAACCCGGUGCUGGGCAAGCUGGUCAGCAAGCGGGUGGUGCUGGCCAGCGCCUCGCCGCGCCGGCGGGAGAUCCUCACCAACGUGGGCCUGCGGUUUGAGGUGGUUCCAUCCUGGUUUAAGGAGACACUAGAAAAGUCAUCUUUUACAGCCCCUUAUGAGUAUGCUGUGGAAACAGCAAAACAGAAAGCUCUUGAAGUAGCAAACAGAAUGCAUGUAAAGCAUAUGAGAACACCUGAUAUUGUCAUAGGAGCAGACACUAUUGUGUCUGUGGAUGAGCAGAUCCUGGAGAAACCUGUUGAUAAGCAAGAUGCCUACAGGAUGCUAUCAAGGUUAAAUGGGAAAGAGCACAGUGUUUUCACAGGAGUGGCUAUUAUACACUGCCAUAGUAAAGACAAUCAGCUAGAGAUGGAAAUCACCGAUUUCUAUGAAGAGACUAAAGUAAAAUUUUCUGAUCUGUCUGAAGAGCUCUUAUGGGAGUACAUUCACAGUGGGGAGCCAAUGGACAAGGCUGGUGGAUAUGGUAUCCAGGCCCUUGGUGGAAUGUUAGUUGAGUAUGUCCAUGGCGACUUCUUGAAUGUGGUGGGAUUUCCUCUGAAUCACUUCUGCAAAAAGCUGGCAGAAUUGUACUAUCCGCCCUCUAAACAUAACAUACAACAUAAAAAAUAUGACUCUAUCCCUUCUGUGGACACUUUUGAGAACCUAAGUGAUGGAGAAAGUGGAUCUUCAAAUUUCACAGAGCACAAAGUUGUUAGUAAGUUGGACCACCGUGGGAUGCGUUCCUCGGGAGCUGCUUACACUUCUGAAAAGACUUCUGCUGUCAGAACUGGUUUUACAGUACCUUUGGAAAAUCAGAAUGGAGUGUCACAGAGCGCAUCAAAACUUCCAUCCAAAAUUCUAGAGCUGAUGGAUGGCUUUAGAGCUUCAAAGGCUCUGUUUGUAGCCUCUAAGCUGAAGAUAUUUGAUCAUCUGAAAGAUAAAGGUCCAAUGAAGGCUGUGGAUAUUGCAAAUGAUGUUGGAGCCUCUGUAUGUGGAACUGAAAGACUCCUUGAUGCAUGUGCUUCUCUUGGAUUGCUGAAGAAAACACCACAAGGUUACAGUAAUACAGACUCAGCAAAUACCUACCUGAGCUCAGAUGGCAAAUACUCACUUCAUGGCUACAUUAUCCAUUGUAAUGACCACCUUUGGCCUCUCUUCACAAACUUGGAGUAUGCCGUCAAAGAAGGGAGCAGGCAGAAUCAUCGAGCCUUUGGACAGAAAGCAGAUGAUCUAUUUAAGGACUAUUAUCACAGCCAGGAGGUAAAGCAACGUUUUAUGGCUGCCAUGCACAGCAUUGCUCACCUGACAGCAAGAGAUGUGGCUACAGCGUUUGAUCUUUCACGGUUUAAAUCUGCUUGUGAUUUAGGAGGUUGCACUGGAGCUCUGGCUCAUGAAUUAGUACAAGUAUACCCAAAUCUCAAGGUCACAGUAUUUGACCUUCCAGAAGUCAUUGCGAACACCUCUUACUUUCAGCCUUCAGGACAGCACACUGCUCCAGUGACAUUUGUGUCAGGUGACUUCUUCAAGGAUAAUCUUCCAGAAGCAGAUCUUUACAUCCUUUCACGUGUUCUUCAUGACUGGCCAGAUGAAAAGAUACAUGUGCUAUUAAGUAAGAUAUCAGUUGUUUGCAGACCAGGAAGUGCCUUGCUAGUGGCAGAAACUGUGCUUGAUGAACAGAAGACGCACCCUUCUGUAGCUGUGCUACAAUCCCUCAGUAUGACUGAAGGCAAGCAGAGAAGCAGCUCAGAAUAUAAACAGCUACUGGAGAAAUACGGAUUCACAGAUGUACAAAUUAAGAUCACAGGAAACUUAUUAGACGCUGUUCUGUGCUUCAAGAAGAAUCUGUCACUGUAGUGAGCCCAGAAACAAUCUGGGAUGCUGAAUUUUCACCCCUUGUGCAAUAUAACCAUCAUCAACCAGCUUGUAUUGGCAGUUGAGGAUCAUUCUGGCCCUUUGAAGCAUAGUUGUUGCAGACCUUGGCUACAAGUUGGAGUGCAGCUUCUGCCAGAGUGAAUUCUGUGCAUUUUAAAAAGAAUCUGGAGCAGGCUGAAAUUCCUGCAUGUGAAAUACCUUAAUGUCCAAUUCUUCUGCAUACUGUAUUAAACUUAAACUUGGCAUAGCUGUGUAUAGCAUGUCAGGUUAAAAAUGCAAGUACUGCUUGUACUGAGCUACAUUAAUACCUUAGUGGUUUUGGACCAUAAAAUUAAAGAGAAUUCCCCCUCUGUAGUGUGUUCAGUGUUUUUAUCAGAAAUUAAAAAUUAAUAUUGUACCAUCUGCCUGAAUUUGGGGGUGAUAGUCCUCUUUUUCACUGCUGUGUGGGACUUUAGUCCAAAACAUCUCAUAUAUAGUCUUUUAAAGCACUUCUUCUACAAGCAAAAGUGAAAACAGAACAAACCUCAAACGUGUUAGUACAAUAGCUGUACUGUCACAGUGAAACUUCAGCAGCCUCUGGCCCCCAGCCACAGUAUGUACCUGCACAGGCUGCAGCUGAGAGCUGUUCAUAUUGCCUACUGUCACUUCUGGGGUUUUCUGAACAUGGUUGAAUGGCCAUAUAUGCUUUCUGUCUCAUUAAUUGAGAUGAGUUUUAGGAUUUAUGUAUAAAACCUUGUAUGAAAAUUAAAAAAAAUAAAAGUUUCUUCAUGCUUCAGUCUAAUUGGAGAAGUGCAUGCUGUAUCUAAUCUCUUCAAGUAAUUUUUCACUAAUGUCACCUCUCCUAA